GCAUGCGCACUGGCCAACCAGGCCUUCCUUCGAGGAGGCUGACCACAAAAUGGCGGCCGCUUGCAGCUGGCUGGGCCUAGUCGUGGCGCUGGGCGUUUUGGCGGCGGCUCUCGCCUCGGAGGAGCCCGAGAACAACCCAACCAAGGCGGGGAAGAGGAAGAAGAAGGAUAUCCGAGACUACAACGACGCCGACAUGGCUCGGCUGCUGGAGCAAUGGGAGAAAGAUGAUGAUAUAGAAGAAGGGGAUCUUCCAGAGCAUAAGCGCCCAUCCGCACCCAUAGAUUUCUCCAAGAUUGACCCCAGCAAGCCUGAGAGCAUCUUGAAAAUGACGAAGAAAGGGAAGACCAUCAUGAUGUUUGUCACUGUGUCUGGAGAACCUACUGAAAAGGAAACUGAAGAAAUUACAAAUCUGUGGCAGGGGAGUCUUUUCAAUGCCAACUAUGAUGUACAGAGGUUUAUCGUUGGUUCAAAUCGUGCCAUUUUCAUGCUGCGUGAUGGAAGCUACGCCUGGGAGAUCAAAGACUUUCUGGUAAAACAAGAGAGGUGUGCAGAUGUAACUUUGGAAGGUCAGGUAUACCCUGGCAAAGGAGGCAAAGGAAAAGACAAGGAAACAAAUAAGACCAAGCCUGAAAAACCCAAAAAGAAAAAAGAUACUGAAAAGAAAGCUGGAGCUUUCAAAGACAGUAAUCAUGCAAACAAACUAAAAGAAGAUCUAUGAUGUAAACUGCACUGAAUACAAGAAGGAGAAGUUUUGGGAAGAAGAAUACGGUUGGAAUGGGUUUCUGAGUUGUGAUGAUCAAAGGAACAGUUUACUUAUUAAUGUGAAGCAUUCAUUUAGUAACAGCGAAGUUAAUGGAUAAUAUCUGGGGACUGCCUGUUGAGCUGUGGCUCAUUUACUUUCAGUUAAUUGUUGAACUCUAAAGCAGGCAGCUUUGUGUUUAUUUUCAGUAUUAGGAACUUUGCUCAGUGGGAGAGGAAAAUGAGCUUUUUCCAUUUGGAGUCUUGUUGGUUGAAGGUUAAUGAACAGGCAGACAAAAAAUACCCGACUUUCUCAAAAUUUUUACAUUUCUUUCCAUUAUUUGCAUUAGUUCAAAUCCGAACCACUGAGUCUUGAAAUAGACAUCCUCAAAACUCCUCUGACAGAACAAAUUAUUAGAAGCACAGUUCUGAGAGACACAAAGAGUAUUUUGUCUAUUCAAUUUCUUUCAGAUAAGUAGCAAUUAAGUGCUUCUAAAAUGAAACCUUUUUUUACAUUGAAUGAACAGGGUUAGCGUAGUAGAUUACCUUGGAUCUCAUAUACUGGGGUCAAGGCAGGAUAUAAAUUAAAUGAACUAAAUGGACCAUUUCACUUACUGCCUUAAGACGUUUGAUUGAAACAGAGGGAUUGAAAAAAGAAUAGCAAAGUGUACGGUUAACUCUGAAGUCAAUGGGAAAUAUUUUUCAGUGGAAUAUGUUUUAGAGGUUGUGUUGUUUCUUCAAGGAUGUUAAACAAAAAACAAUAGAACAGAAGUCUGUUUCAAGUUAAUGAUUGGAUUUGGCAAUGCCACACUUUGUUAUCCUGAAAGCAGCUUUUGAAUUCUUGUGGUGCCAAAAAACCAACCCUCAACACUUCAGCUAUUUCAAAUAUCCUCUUUUGAUAUUUAUUUUAGAAGUUUUUUUCUUUGAAUAAUGGAGAGCAUCUUGUCCACAUGAUCCUUCCAGAAUGCCAAUAAAUUUAUAUACUUUUCAAAACAGA
Messenger RNA from Sceloporus undulatus (fence lizard), 1735 nucleotides. RefSeq names its product mesoderm development LRP chaperone (gene MESD). Gene Ontology annotation, molecular function: low-density lipoprotein particle receptor binding. Gene Ontology annotation, biological process: protein folding. NCBI's taxonomy places the organism in Eukaryota, Metazoa, Chordata, Lepidosauria, Squamata, Phrynosomatidae. The record is from RefSeq and is a predicted model, not a curated record. The transcript is spliced from 3 exons. Bases 50 to 718 code for a protein of 222 amino acids.